UCCUCGAGAGGCGGACAAAAACUUCACCUGCCCUUCAGCUCCGCCCUCCGGUUGGCUCUCCCGCCUCUUACCCGGUCCCACUGCGCCCGCCGCGCUGCCAACCACCGGGUAGAGUCAACAUGGUUCAUCCUCCGAAGCUGUAGGCGACGAUAAAGACACCUCUCCGUUUUCAACUGAAUCCAGAACAGACACUGCCAAAAGUUACUGCUAGAGGGACUGUGAAGAUGUCAUUGACCACCACUCUCUAUCUCCUGGCAAUGGUGGCAAUGUGUGACCAGGUUAAAUCUCAUCGCAUCAACUUCUACAAUGUCAAACCUCCUGUGGAAGCCACUCCGUUCCCUAAGAGCUUCAAGUGCUUCACCUGUGAGAGAGCUGUGGACAACUACACCUGCAACCGCUGGGCUGAGGACAAGUGGUGUCCACCGAAUAGCCAGUUCUGUAUGACAGUGCACCAUUUCACCAGUCACGGCAAGACCAAGUUUGUGACCAAGAAGUGUGCUGCUCGUGAGGAGUGUCAUACGUCUGGCUGUAGACACCACAGGGACCUAGGUCACACUGAGUGUGUGUCAUGCUGUGAGGGUAUGAUCUGCAACGUGGAGGUCCCUACCAACCACACCAAUGCUGUGUUUGCCAUGAGGCAGCAGGCCUACAGCUCAGCCCCAUCCCAGACUCCUGUUAGGACGACGUGGAGCUGCUGCUGGCUGACGUUACUGCCCACUCUGUGCCUGGGGCUGACCAGGCUGGUCCUACUGUGAAACUACUGUCCCUCAGACCAGGUCCCUAUAGAGGGGACCAGACUGGACCAGACCAACAUGUCCCUCAGACCAGGUCCCUAUAGAGGGGACCAGACUGGACCAGACCAACAUGUCCCUCUGUCCGGGUCCCUAUAGAGGGGACCAGACUGGACCAGACCAACAUGUUCCUCACACCAGGUCCCUAUAGAGGGGUCCAGACUGGACCAGACCAACAUGUCCCUCUGACCAGGUCCCUAUAGAGGGGACCAGACUGGACCAGACCAACAUGUCCCUCAGACCAGGUCCCUAUAGAGGGGACCAGACUGGACCAGACCAACAUGUCCCUCAGACCUGGUUCCUAUAGAGGGGACCAGACUGGACCAAACCAACAUGUCCCUCAGACCAGGUCUCUAUAGAGGGGACCAGACUGGACCAGACUGGACCAGACCAACAUGUCCCUCUGACCAGGUCUCUAUAGAGGGGACCAGACUGGACCAGACCAACAUGUCCCUCAGACCAGGUCCCUAUAGAGGGUACCAGACUGGGCCAGACCAACAUGUCCCUCAGACCUGGUCCCUAUAGAGGGGACCAGACUGGACCAGACCAACAUGUCCCUCUGACCAGGUCCCUAUAGAGGGGACCAGACUGGACCAGACUGGACCAGACCAACAUGUUCCUCAGACCAGGUCCCUAUAGAGGGAACCAGACUGGACCAAACCAACAUGUCCCUCUGAACAGGUCCCUAUAGAGCGGACCAGACUGGACCGGACCAGCAUGUUCCUCUGAACAUGGAGGAUGUGUGUUUUUACAAGUCUGAUGGUAAUCUGUGAUGAAGAUGUCACAUGGAUCAAUCAAUCACAAAGGACUACAGCAGUGUCAUAAUGACUGAUGCUUGGUUUACCAAUGACCACUGAUGGUGGUCCUGGCAAUGCUAAUCAGGUGUUCAAUCUUUGGGAUUCCACAUGGACCAGGAAGAGGAAAUGAACUGACUGAACACAGGCAGGAACAGCAUGCCCCAUUCCCUUUGGAGAAUUUUGGGAAACGAUCAAUGAAAGACAUGGAAUCUGGAGUUUAGCUCUGUCAAGGUCAACUUAUGAAUACUUGAUCCACAGUAUGUCACAAGAUACAUUUUGCACAUGAAUGUUACGAAAUCUUGUUGCUUGUAUUUUUGUAUAACAUAACUUUAUAUAACAUAAAAAUAUAAAAUAAAAUAAAAUGGAAAGAAUGUGAUUUAGUAAAAAUGUAAAAUUCUGUAUAUGUUGCUUUACACAAUAACAUACCUUAAUGAAAUUACAGUGUAACAAUUACCAGAUUAGAUCAUCUUUAAAUCUAGAGACUACAUUUACCAGAGGUAUUAUCUCUUUAAAUCUAGAGACUACAUUUACCAUAGGUAUUAUCUCUUUAAAUCUAGAGACUACAUUUACCAGAGGUAUUAUCUCUUUAAAUCUAGAGACUACAUUUACCAUAGGUAUUAUCUCUUUAAAUCUAGAGACUACAUUUACCAGAGGUAUUAUCUCUUUAAAUCUAGAGACUACAUUUACCAGAGGUAUUAUCUCUUUAAAUCUAGAGACUACAUUUACCAGAGGUAUUAUCUCUUUAAAUCUAGAGACUACAUUUACCAGAGGUAUUAUCUCUUUAAAUCUAGA
This is a messenger RNA of Oncorhynchus gorbuscha (pink salmon), 2380 nucleotides long. RefSeq names its product ly6/PLAUR domain-containing protein 6B-like. The coding region runs from base 225 to 755 and encodes 176 amino acids. The record is from RefSeq and is a predicted model, not a curated record. Gene Ontology annotation, molecular function: acetylcholine receptor regulator activity. NCBI's taxonomy places the organism in Eukaryota, Metazoa, Chordata, Actinopteri, Salmoniformes, Salmonidae. The transcript is spliced from 5 exons.